AAAUCUUUUUUAAUGUCUCUUUUGGCAUGCAUUGAGGCCAUGCAAAAUACUUGCCCAGGGUACAGAAAAGCCUUCAUCCGGCCCUGGUUAUGGUUAUGGAAACUUUGCUUCUUCAAAAGGGAAGUCAACCUGGAGAGAUAGUGUUCAAGUAUAAAAUACCACGUGGAAGAGAGAGAUAGGAAACUGACUUAUAAGCGGGCAUUUUUUUAAUCGUGUCUGCUUGAGAAGGCGAGUCUCAAAGUUCUUUCAGAAUGGGCAGUCUUUCCUCAGAUGCGUCGGGACAGCUGCAGAAUCGGGUCACGGAGAGGUGUCCUUAAUUUUACCAACUGAUGUGCGCGGACGGGUCACCUCUUCUCACGGCGGAGAACGCUCCUUUGCCAGGUUUUGCCAGCGGGAUAGCGAUCCCCGAUCCAGCGCCAGGACUCAAACCAUCUGCUGCGCAAGAACCUGCAGGGGGCCGUGAGAUCAGCGCGCCGGCGUGGGCUUUGUACGCAUCCCAGACACGAUGAAUAUCCAGGUUCUACCAGAACACAAGCUCUCGUCGGUCGCCCCGCUGAAGCAGUGCAAUGUGGAGAAAAAAGAAGUAGAACUGAUACUGGUGAAGGACCAGAAUGGUGUCCAGUACACCAAUUCCACAAUCAUCCCUACCGCUGCUCGGUGCGCGGGUCCCCACGGAACCUCUACCGACAUCGAGAGAGAAACUUGGGGCAAGAAAAUAGACUUUCUGUUGUCAGUCAUUGGCUUCGCGGUGGAUCUGGCCAACGUUUGGAGAUUUCCUUACUUGUGCUACAAAAAUGGAGGAGGUGCCUUUUUGAUCCCCUAUAUUCUUUUCUUGGUAAUUGCGGGGAUGCCAUUGUUCUAUAUGGAACUUGCCUUGGGCCAGUACAACAGAGAAGGGGCGGCAACAGUUUGGAAAAUAUGUCCUGUCUUUAAAGGUGUGGGCUACGCUGUGAUUGUCAUAGCCCUUUAUGUUGGCUUCUACUACAACGUGAUCAUUGCCUGGUCGCUCUACUACCUGUACUCCUCCAUGACUGCUGAGCUGCCGUGGCUCAAAUGUGGCCACAGCUGGAACAGCAUAAACUGCACCGAUCCCCAGCACAUCAACGCCUCUUUUUUUGACAAAAACACAUCUUAUGCCAAUAACAAAUUCACCCCAGCAUCAGAGUACUACGAACGAGGUGUGUUGCAUCUCCAUGAAAGCAAAGGUAUCGAGGACCUGGGUCUGCCUCGCUUGGAGCUAACGUUGUGCUUGGUUGUGGUGGUCUUCAUUCUCUAUUUCAGCCUAUGGAAAGGUGUCAAGUCUUCAGGGAAGGUGGUGUACAUCACAGCUACAAUGCCAUACGUCGUCCUGUUUGUGUUGCUCAUUCGAGGCAUAACUUUACCAGGGGCCUUAAAUGGCAUCAAGGCCUAUCUUAACUUCAGUUUAUCCGAACUCAACAAUCUGCAGGUAUGGAUUGAUGCUGCCACACAAAUAUUCUAUUCAUUGGGAGCUGGAUUUGGUGUGCUCAUCGCGUUUUCCAGCUACAAUAAGUUUGACAACAACUGCUACAGGGAUGCCAUCUUGACCAGCGCUGUGAAUUGCAUCACAAGUUUCGUCUCAGGGUUUGCCAUCUUUUCCGUGCUGGGAUACAUGGCUCAAAAAUAUAACAUGGAUAUAAAAGCUGUGGCAACAGAUGGACCGGGCUUGGUGUUUAUCAUUUACCCUGAGGCAAUUUCUACACUUCCUGGCUCAACAUUUUGGGCCAUUGUGUUCUUCAUUAUGUUGCUGACUUUGGGCAUCGACAGCUCGAUGGGUGGCAUGGAGGCAGUGAUCACAGGCCUCUCAGAUGACUUUAAGUUUCUCAAGAGGAACAGAAAGCUGUUUACUUUUGCCACAGCUUUUGGAACAUUCCUCAUGGCUCUCAUCUGCGUCACCAAUGGUGGAAUCUAUGUUCUGACUUUGUUGGAUAAGUAUGCAGCUGGAACUUCUAUAUUGUUUGCUGUGCUGAUUGAGGCCAUUGGAGUGUCGUGGUUCUAUGGUGUGGACCGCUUUAGUGAAGAUAUUGAGCAAAUGAUGGGCUUUAAGCCAGGAUUGUACUGGAGGCUCUGCUGGAAAUUUGUCAGCCCAGUUUUUCUUCUGUUCGUGGUAAUAGCCAGUACUGUGACUUCAUCUGGGCUAAAGUACGGUGAUUAUGUCUUCCCUAAUGGGGCCAACCUUUUGGGCUGGGGCGUGGCCAUGUCUUCAAUGCUGUUUGUUCCAUUUUAUGCCAUCUAUAAGUUUUUCAGUGUGCGAGGAACUUUCACAGAGAGAAUAGCCUACUGCAUCACUCCAGAACAUGAGCAUCACAAGGUAGCAGAAGGAAAUGUACGGCAGUUCAAACUCAAGCACUGGUUGGCCAUUUGAAAAUAGAAGCCCAGAUCGCCGUGAUCCAUCAUCUGGAUUCUCUUUUGUGCCACCAGUGAUUGGACAGAGAAGGAGAGCUGCAGCGUCCUGUUGCUAUUAGCAGCAUUUUCCCUCAACAGUGGCAUCAAGCACUUUGAUUUGUUUAAAUUCUGAAAUUAUUCUACUUCUUUAGCUCAAGCAGGAAACCCUAUGGGCAUCAACGUUUUUAUUUUUUUUAUGACAUGCUGAGAUUGUGCAGCUAUAACCUCUUGGAAGAAAUAUAAACUACAGUUAGCACCUGAAAAUAUCGCAUCUUCUCCCGAAAUAUUUCUCUGUAGGGACCAAGAUAUUCACUUUUUAAAAAAUGGAAUAUUAGUCAAAUAAAAAAGAAUUGGUCUGUUCUGUUAGCACAAUUGUUUCCAUUUGCUAGUGCCUUAUUAAGUGAUACAGUCGAUAUUUCCCACAGUUCACGCAAAGAAAAGGAAUAAACUGUGUUGACUCAGGAACCCUGAAAAAAAAUCAUGAGAAUUCUGCUCUUUGACAUUACUGUCAAGUUUAAGUGAUUUGGCAAAAAAAAACAACAUAUGAGAUGUUUUCAUGUCACUUUUUGUGCCUUAUUCCAUUUUCUGGAAAACAGAAAAGGGAAUAUUGCAUAGAUCUUAUCAAAACUCUAAAGCACUGUGGCAACCUUUUGUGAACUUUAAAAGCGGGGCUCACUGCCAAGCUGUAGCUUUAAGGAAACCUUACACAGAACCUGAUCAGUGCCCAGCUGCUGACUUUAAGCAGGGAGGGAGGAACUAAACCAAAAAAAUGGCAUUACUGUUACAGAUAAUUUUAUAAUUAAUGUGUGAUUUUUCCUUUUAAAUUUUGUGUCUGUUGAAUCCUUUAUGGAAUCCAUGUGGCUUUUUCUUAGAAGACAUAAAAAGAGAAAAGAAAGCGAGUUUGUGGGUAUGUGUGUGUACGUAUGACUAAUGAACGUUUACUGUUGGUGUUUAGUAAAUAGAUUACUGAAAACUGAAAUGGACUGAUUUUAGUGUACUGUAUGAUAACCAUAUAAUAACAACUUUUAUAUUUUCACUUCAAACACAAAAUUGUUUUAUAUCACCAUAAAAGUGCCAAUGUUUUUCUUUGUUUCCAAUUUUUCCUUUUAUUUAAAGGUUUCAAAUAACACUGAAUCACAAACAGAAAACCCCUGCUAAAAAGAAAAAAGCCACACAGGAAAAAAAGAAAAAAUAUAUUUGUUCAAUAUAUAAGAAGACAUAAAAAUAUAUAAAUAUAUUCUUUUGGUAUAAAUAUAUUCUUUUGUUUUAUCUAAUGUGGUAUUUAUCAAGCUGUUUAUAGCAAAUCGUGAAUCGAAAGUAUUUUAAAUGUAUCUGUCCAGAACUAUAACAAGUUGUCUGAUGUAUAGCUCAAAUGAUCGACUUAAAAAGAGAAUAUUCCUCAGUGUAACCCUGGGCUAUUUUGUCUUGUAUGAAUGUGAACAAAAUACAUCCUGGUUGUCAUGAACCAUGUUUACAGAUAUAAUGAAUACAAUAAAAAUGUCCUGUUGAACGUGAGUGACAGCUGUCUAUGACGUCUAAGGUAUAAAUAAAAUAAAGAAUUUCUUCUACACAA
Molecule: messenger RNA, 3976 nt
Organism: Oryzias latipes (Japanese medaka)
Lineage: Eukaryota; Metazoa; Chordata; Actinopteri; Beloniformes; Adrianichthyidae
Gene: slc6a2
Product: solute carrier family 6 member 2
Biological process (GO): dopamine uptake involved in synaptic transmission; amino acid transport; sodium ion transmembrane transport
Cellular component (GO): plasma membrane; presynaptic membrane; axon
Molecular function (GO): norepinephrine:sodium symporter activity; dopamine:sodium symporter activity
Source: RefSeq, a predicted model, not a curated record